Ornithorhynchus anatinus (platypus) is the source of this 4912-nucleotide messenger RNA. RefSeq names its product gamma-aminobutyric acid type A receptor subunit beta3 (gene GABRB3). The record is from RefSeq and is a predicted model, not a curated record. Gene Ontology annotation, molecular function: GABA-A receptor activity; extracellular ligand-gated monoatomic ion channel activity; neurotransmitter receptor activity. Bases 91 to 1419 code for a protein of 442 amino acids. The transcript is spliced from 9 exons. Lineage: Eukaryota; Metazoa; Chordata; Mammalia; Monotremata; Ornithorhynchidae. Gene Ontology annotation, biological process: chemical synaptic transmission; monoatomic ion transmembrane transport; regulation of membrane potential. Gene Ontology annotation, cellular component: neuron projection; membrane; GABA-A receptor complex.
UCUGCGGGCCACGGGCUCCUGGACUUGUUGGGGGUCCCGGUGCUGGUGGCGGUGGUCUGCUGUGCGCAGAGCGUGAACGACCCCGGGAACAUGUCCUUCGUCAAGGACACGGUGGACAAGCUUUUGGAGGGAUACGACAUCCGCCUGAGACCCGACUUCGGAGGUCCCCCCGUCUGUGUGGGCAUGAGCAUCGACAUCGCCAGCAUCGACAUGGUCUCUGAGGUCAACAUGGACUACACGUUGACGAUGUAUUUUCAGCAGUACUGGCGAGAUAAGAGGCUGGCCUAUGCUGGGAUUCCCCUCAACCUCACGCUUGACAAUCGAGUGGCGGAUCAACUCUGGGUGCCCGACACCUACUUCUUAAACGACAAGAAGUCAUUUGUGCAUGGAGUGACCGUGAAGAACAGCAUGAUCCGCCUCCACCCUGACGGAACCGUGCUGUAUGGACUCAGAAUCACCACCACAGCGGCGUGCAUGAUGGAUCUGCGAAGGUACCCGUUGGACGAACAGAACUGCACUCUGGAAAUUGAAAGCUAUGGCUACACCACAGAUGACAUCGAAUUUUAUUGGCGAGGAGGGGACAGUGCAGUCACGGGUGUUGAACGGAUCGAGCUCCCCCAGUUCUCCAUCGUGGAGUACAGAUUGGUGUCAAAGAAUGUCGUCUUUGCCACAGGUGCCUACCCUCGACUCUCCCUGAGCUUUAAACUGAAGAGAAACAUUGGCUACUUCAUCCUUCAGACCUACAUGCCCUCCAUCCUGAUCACUAUUUUGUCCUGGGUGUCCUUCUGGAUCAAUUACGAUGCCUCUGCGGCAAGAGUGGCCCUUGGAAUUACCACUGUGCUUACCAUGACCACAAUCAACACUCACCUCCGAGAGACUUUGCCCAAAAUCCCCUACGUUAAAGCCAUUGACAUGUACCUGAUGGGCUGCUUUGUGUUUGUCUUUUUGGCUCUGCUCGAGUAUGCCUUUGUCAACUACAUUUUCUUUGGAAGAGGCCCUCAGAGGCAGAAGAAACUCGCAGAGAAGACAGCAAAGGCAAACAACGACCGCUCAAGAAGAGAAAGUAGCCGGGUGGAUUCUCGAGGCAACAUUUUGUUGACAUCCCUGGAAAUUCACAAUGAGGUGAUAAGCAACGAAAUGCCAGCGGGCACCGGGGAAGCCGGAAAUUUUUCCGUGUCCUUCGACAACUCAGGAAUCCAGCACAGGAAGCAGAGCCUGCCCCGGGAGGGCGUAGGGCGCCGGACGGGGGACAGAAAUUUCCGGCACAAGAAGACCCGUUUACGGAGGAGGUCGUCCCAACUCCAAAUCAAAAUCCCUGAUUUGACGGACGUGAACUCCAUCGACCGGUGGUCAAGGGUUGUGUUUCCAUUCACCUUUUCUCUUUUCAACCUAAUUUACUGGCUUUACUAUGUUAACUGAGGGAUGGAACAUGGUAUUUCAGAGACUUCAAUUAACCCAGUGUAAACUAUCACUCUACUGGUCGAAUUUUUAUACCUAUAUGUAUAUAUAGAUAUACAUAUGUAUUCACAAACACACACACACACACAUACAUAUAUAUAUUUAGCCCUAUAGACAUGUGAACUGUCUCUAAUCAAAACAUGUUUAUAUGAGGACAUAUGUGUAUAUGGUUAUAUACAUAGGUAUAUGGGCCCAUGUGUAGGGAACAAAAAGCGCACGUACAUAUGUAGCUUUUGCGGCUAAAUGAUUUGACCCAGAACACAUAUCAAAGGUGUCUUUUGAUUUUUUAAUUGAAAUAAUUUGAUAUCCACAAAAUAUGUUGCCUUUGAGAAGGAGGGAGGGUUGUGUGAUAUCACCCCAAAGUUUGCUUUGACUGCUAAUGGAUGACAUGUCUUUAGAUCAGGAUUCAAAGCAAUCUCACAUUUUAUUCCCACCGAUGCAUUCUGUGGGAUUAUUCAUUUGAAGCAGAUCAUUUAGCUUAUGGCCUUUGAUUUUAAUGAAUGCUUUUAUGAGGGCCCAUUUUCGAAUGGUCAGGUCUUGUUUUUUUCUCGUAUGUGUACAUCUUUUAUAGCGGUCAUUUCUUUGGAUUAAAUGCAUUCACAGGAAGAAUGGACUUCCACUGUAGAUUUGUUGAAAUUUAUAGGUUCCAAAAUCCUUCUUUUAAAAGCCAACAGGAUAGAAUGGAGUCCUAUUAUAUGAAGGGCAGUUUUUGGUUCACUUAGACUGAUUCCAGUCUACCUGUGACAUAAAAAGCUUAUACCGUUUGGCUGAGACAGUAAACCUGGACAAUGUGUUCUGCCGAUUUUAAGAUGGACAUCUCAAUGAAAGCCUGGAAAUCUCAGGUUAUUUGUUAUUCUAACCCCAAAUCAUCUAUAUUCCAUUCAUUCUAAUUCUUGUUAUCCAACAGUCUUAUACCCACUGUAUUUUAACAGAAAUAAUAUUUGCUUAACUUGCACAUACACGCAGAUUUUAUCAAAAUUGUCUUCUGCUUGCUAGCACAGCAGUGGGCAAAUGUCAUUCUUCUUCCUUCCGUGAUGCGGCAAACCCGUAUGAACGAAAACAAAGGCUUUCAGCAAGAAACGCUUCUAUUGCUGAAAUUCAGAGACCAAGACGCAUCCUCAUGGCCUUCAUUUCCAUAUCCACCAUAUGCCGUGAGCACGUUAAAUAUCCUUCUAUUCCCACGAGGGUUCUGAGGCUCUCGGCACCUGAUUGUGUGAAGUACCUGUGACUCUUCUCCCAAGAGAAAUACCAAAGCCUGGUCACUUUGGGUUUCUUCGUCAUCCAUAUUCUUAUUCGAUUUUCCGCUUUGUAAAAGUGAUUAGCAGUGAGUUGAGGUUCACCGAUUUUCAGAGACAAACAAUUUCCUAUUUAGAAAACUAGAUCUUUCUAAAGAAAACAGAGGAUAUAUUUUUGGUAAACAGAAUUUCUAGCACAGCCAUCCAUAGGCAGAAAUGAUCAUAAAACAGAUGUUAACUUGGAGGAGGGGAGACAAGAAUGUGCUGGGAAAAUGGCAAAUCUGGGCAGACCAGGGUCAACAACUCAAUAGUAAUUAUUGAGUGAGCACCUACCUGUGCUGCAAUCUGUGCAAUUUAUUUUAGUAUAGUGCUCAGUUUAGGCUGUAGAGUGCUGUGCUAAGCACUUGGCAGAGUUCAAAAGAGAUAGAAGACAGAAUCUCUCCCUGUAAGGAUCUUAUCAUUUAACGAGAGGGCAGGCACUAAAUUAUUUUGCAGUGAAGUGGAAAAUAAUAGAAUGGACCAAUGGAAAAGUGACUAAGUGCUUAAAUUUAGAGUGAGUAAAUUGAUAUUUGCGCAAAUAUUUUGGGUGACUAUGAGUACAGACAUGCCGAGGUGGCAGCUGGGAGAUAAGAAAUCGAUCCAUUGUAUUGAGCGAGUGCUCACUAUGUGCAGAGCACUGUACUAAGCGCUUGGGAGAGUACAACAGAACCGAGUUAGUCCACACUUUCCCUGCCCAAAGAGCUUAAAUCAAGGAAUCCCUUCUGGAUGAGAUUGGAUUUCAGUUAGGGAAGAGUUCUGGUCUGGCAUAUGUGAAGGGGGAGAGAGUUCCAGGUAGUCGGGGAAAGGCCGGAGGCGGGAGAGGUGAGAGCGAAGAUCAGUGAAAAGGCUCACUUGGUAACAACACAGAACAUGGGUGGGAGAAUAACAGGUGAAGACGGCAGAGGAGGAAGAAGGAGACACCUAGUGAAAAGCAGUGAAGUCGAUGGCCAGGUGUCCUUGCUUGAUGGUGAAGGAAAAGAUUCUCCACAGAAGUUUUUGGGAAAGGGAGAAGGGUGACCAAAAGAAUGUUGGAGGGUAUUGAACUGGGCUUCAGAAUUCAGUACAUACUCAAAAGAGGAGAAGUUUGAGAAAGGGAAACCAGCAUGAAGGCAGAUACAGAAGCCUAAUCAACAGGUGAUGAAAGUCUGCACCGCGGUGAUGGCCCCUGGGAUGAAAAGAAAGAGCUGGAUCUGAAAAACAUGGUGUGAAAACAGCUGGCGGAGCUUAGCUACACACUGACGUGAAGAGCGAGCAAGCAGUCUCCUUGGCUGCCAUUUGCUCUAGGGAAUCUUUUCUGUCCGGACACCAUCGUUCGAUCUAGCACCGUGGUGACAGCUAAAAGGUUCUCCAAGAUUUCUCACUCUGAGCAUUUGCACCGCAGCUGGGGAUGGAGAGAGCCUCAUAUGAGGAUGACUGAUAACAACUCCCUUCAGGGCCAGCACGACAUCCCCCUUGAGCUGGUUGAUCAUUUUUUCUCACUCCCAUCCAUGGGUUCAUUCAUUCAUUCAAUAGUAUUUAUCGAGUGCUUACUAUGUGCAGAGCACUGUACUAAGCGCUUGGAAUGUACAAUUCGGCAACAGAUAGAAACAAUCCCUGCCCAAUGUCGGGCUUAUUGAGAUCUGCUAUGUCUUGAAACUUUUAUUCCCAAAACUCCUUGGUCGUGGACCAUGUCUUUCACAUCUGCUUUAUGGCCCCAGAUGGUUAGUACAGUGCCCUACGAAUAAUAAUAAUGACUGUGGUAUUUGUUAAGCAUUUUCUACAUGCCAAGCACUAUGCUAAACCUUGGUAUGGAUACAGUGCAUUCAGAUCAGACACAGUCCCUACACAUACUAGGCAAAGAUGAAUAUUUGACUGAUUGGAAGCAGUUUUGCCUGUCUUCUAAACCCCCUUUUUAUAUCAUUCUUUCAUUUCCAUCCGCUUGGUUUGCAAAUAGCUGCAACUCCCUCAUGCUUCUUUGACCCUCUUCUGGACAGAUAAGAGUGAGUUCGUAGUCUCAACGUCAAUUAGCAAACACUAUGGGAGGGCCAGAGAGACUUGGGGUUUUCCAGAAACGCAAACCUCGGUUGAUUUCCAUCUCUUUCUACAUCCCAGGAUCCAUGGUGCCCUCGUCAGAACUUGUUCAAGUGGAAACAAGCAGCUCCCUGACUUUAUUGGGGGAGUGACCUGCUUGCAGAGGGAGC